GUCGGGGGUCGGGUCACCAUGUCGGCACACGUGAAGCACUCAUCAAAGUGUAGUGUAGUGUUCUGUGCGGCAUGAUGGCCUCUUCGCCGGACUCUCGGCGCGUUGCAGCAGUUUGCAGCCAGUCGCCGCCGCUGCCGCUGCAUGUUUGCCGAGUGGCGCUGCGGCCCGCCGAGGGGGAAGGGGGCGCAGAGCAACCUCAGCAACCUGCCGGGCGGGAUUGCAAAUGGACGGCGAGGAGCGACUCCGACGACGACGACGACGCCGUCCCCAGGACAGCUCUAGUCCGGCAACAGUGCUCCACCGGCCCGACGUUGAUAUGCGCCCGCAGCAUCAGUGGCGCAGCGCAGCAUGACUUUGGAGCGGCUCCCGGAAGCGAACUCAUAAAAGGCUCCUCCAUGCGUCGGCGCCGCGCAGAGCGACAGGCAGAGCCAGGUGGCCGAUGAGGAGUGUGAUGGUGGUGAAGAGGAGAGUGAAGACGGCGGGAAUCAUCGAACCACUCUCAGUUUUCCCGCGCAUGUAAGCAAAAAGGCUUUCUCCGGACUGAGGGGGAGAGGGGGGGGGGGUGUUGAACUGCUGUCUGAAAAAACAUAUCUCUCUGGGAUA
This is a messenger RNA of Frankliniella occidentalis (western flower thrips), 603 nucleotides long. RefSeq lists its product as uncharacterized. The record is from RefSeq and is a predicted model, not a curated record. The transcript is spliced from 3 exons. NCBI's taxonomy places the organism in Eukaryota, Metazoa, Arthropoda, Insecta, Thysanoptera, Thripidae. Bases 72 to 443 code for a protein of 123 amino acids.